Messenger RNA from Caenorhabditis briggsae, 1455 nucleotides. Lineage: Eukaryota; Metazoa; Nematoda; Chromadorea; Rhabditida; Rhabditidae. The record is from RefSeq and is a predicted model, not a curated record. The coding region runs from base 1 to 1455 and encodes 484 amino acids. The transcript is spliced from 6 exons.
AUGAAAGUUCUCAAACUUCUAUUUCUUGGAUCAUUGUGUCGGUUGAGUGCUUCUUCGUCCACGCCAUCAAAUGCGACGUCUGAAGAUUCCGUUUUCCUGCGAAUCGACACAUCUCUCGAUGCUCAUUCCCGUCUAGAAGCUGCUCUGAACACUCUCGCUGAGCUCAUAAAUCCAACGAAACCGAAUUCGGAACUUGGAAAAUAUUUCCUUCUCGACGAUUCGAUUAUCUCAGAAUUGACAAAUGUGGAUGGAACGCAUGCAGAUAGAAUUGUCAAAGAAUUGACAGAUCUGAAAUAUAAUCUAACGGCAUUCAAUGAGAAAAGCAAGCAAUUUAAGAUGUUUGAGAAGCUACACCAGUUAAUCAAUACUACCGUAAUCCCUGGGAAAUCGGAGAAGGACGAAGUGGAAGCGAUCAUUGGAGGCUGGGACAAGUUCGAUGUACUGGAGUUCAAUCUUUUGAAAUUCCACGGGAGCAAUCUGAAGAAUCUGGAGCACUCGAAAGACGGAGCAAUUGCCGAAAGUAGAGUUCGAGGAGCUGCUGCACGGCGAUUCCAACAAUUCUGGAGGCGAUCACGGAGGGAAUACCAUGGAUGGACAUCAACGAGUUAUGGAGAUUUUCGGAGAUUUCGAAAUUUUGAUUUCCAGCCUGAAGCUGCAAUUAAUGGAGCCAAAGUGAUCAAAACAUUGGAAGGAGCAAUUGUAUAUGAAAUAAGAAAUAAGACAACUGGAGAAUAUAAAGUGGAUAAAGGGAAGUUUGACAAGGUCAUGGAUGAGAGAUUCAACGGACCAAACUGUGCUUUCUCGAAUGCCCAUGUUUUCAAAUUUGUUGAUUCCCACCCUAAAUCAUCUCCUGACUUCACCGAUUUCGCUCACGUUUGCUCAAAACUCGCUGCUUCCGUGAAAACUGGAACGUCAAAAGUGGAAGGCCUAAAAACAAAGCUGAGCAGUUUGAAAGAGGGUCCAUACACAAAAUAUGUCAUGGAAUUCAGCGAAUACAAUGUGACGCAAAAAUUCCAGAGUGCAUCAAUUUUAUUCAAAUUGUUUGAUCGCGUUAUCCAGGCCUCGGCAGGAUUCGACACGUUUUUCAAGCAAGGAGAUUUGAUGAAUAUUGAAUUUCAAAAUUUGAGAUAUGACGAUCCAAAUCGACGUGGCUGGGUGGAAAAAAUGAAGAUUCUCGAAUCCGUAAAAUCCAAAUUCUUCGAUAUGAAGAAUCAAAUUCUUAAAGGACGCGAAUUCUACACUCCAGUAUCCAUUGAAAAUCUGAUGUCACUUCGAUGGCUUGUCGAGAAUCUGGCUGACAUUUCAAAUCCCGCACUUCAAAUUUCUCAAUGGAGCGAUUUCGUUCUGGAGAUCAAAAAUUCCAGCAUAAAUCUGACAGCCGUCGAUGGUUUUGUGGCUUCCUUGAACCCAAUUUUCGAUUUGAAUUUGCUUAUGCAAAUUAUAAAGCACUUUUGA